Insectozyma verbasci is the source of this 2013-nucleotide messenger RNA. Lineage: Eukaryota; Fungi; Ascomycota; Pichiomycetes; Serinales; Debaryomycetaceae. The record is from the annotation of a GenBank genome assembly.
AUGUUACGAUUUAGAAGAGGUUUCACAUCUACAAGAGUUCAUUUCCGUGGACAAAAUUUGACUGAAAAAAUUGUACAAAAAUAUGCUGUAAAUUUACCUGCUGGUAAAAAAGUUUACAGUGGAGAUUAUGUAACUAUUAAACCAUCAUAUUGUAUGUCUCAUGAUAAUUCCUGGCCUGUUGCAACUAAAUUUAUGGGAUUAGGUGCUUCAAAAGUUAAAGAUAAUAAACAAAUAGUGUGUACAUUAGAUCAUGAUGUUCAAAAUAAAACUGAAAAGAAUUUGACUAAAUAUAGAAAUAUUGAAAACUUUGCAAAAGAACAAGGUAUUGAUUUUUAUCCUGCUGGUAGAGGUAUUGGUCAUCAAAUUAUGAUUGAAGAAGGUUAUGCAUUCCCAUCAAAUUUAACUGUUGCUUCAGAUUCUCAUUCAAAUACUUAUGGUGGUAUUGGUUCAUUAGGUACACCAAUAGUUAGAACUGAUGCAGCUUCAAUAUGGGCCACUGGUCAAACAUGGUGGCAAAUUCCACCUGUUGCAAAAGUUGAAUUAAUUGGUAAUUUACCAAAAGGUGUUACUGGUAAAGAUAUAAUUGUUACAUUAUGUGGUAUUUUUAAUAAUGAUGAAGUUUUAAAUCAUGCUAUUGAAUUUGUAGGUGAAGGCAUAAAUGAUUUAUCAAUUGAUUAUAGAUUAACAAUUGCAAAUAUGACAACUGAAUGGGGGGCAUUGAGUGGUGUAUUCCCUAUUGAUGAAAAAUUGAUUAAAUUUUAUAAAGAUAGACUUGAAAAAAUUGGUGAUUCACAUGCAAGAAUAAAUAAAGAAACAAUAAGUAACUUAAAGCAAAUUGAAUCUGAUUCAGAUGCAGUUUAUGCAAAACAUUUAACUAUCGAUUUAUCAUCAUUAUCUCCAUUCAUUUCAGGACCAAAUUCGGUUAAAAUAUCCAAUCCAUUAAGUGAUUUAUCUAAACAAAAUAUUUCCAUAAAUAAAGCUUAUUUAGUAAGUUGUACAAAUUCAAGAUUAUCUGAUAUUCAAGCAGCUGCAAAUAUAAUUAAAGGUAAAAAAGUUCAUCCAAAUGUUGAGUUUUACGUUGCUGCUGCUUCAAAUGUAGUUCAAAAAGAUGCUGAACAAACAGGUGCUUGGCAAGAUAUAAUAGAUGCUGGUGCAAAACCAUUACCUGCUGGGUGCGGACCAUGUAUUGGUUUAGGUACUGGUUUAUUGAAAGAUGGUGAAGUUGGUAUUUCAGCAACAAAUCGAAAUUUCAAAGGUAGAAUGGGUUCAAAAGAUGCUUUAGCUUAUUUAGCUUCUCCUGAAGUUGUUGCUGCAAGUGCUAUAUUAGGUAAAAUUGGUUCACCAGAAGAAGUUAAAAAUGGACAAACUAAAGAAUCACCUGAAAUUGUUAAAUCUAUAAAAAUUAAUGAACCACCAAAAGAAACUGCAUCAGGUUCAGUUGAAGUUUUACAAGGUUUCCCCCAAUCUAUAGAAGGUGAAUUGAUACUUUGUGAUGCUGAUAAUAUUAAUACUGAUGGUAUUUAUCCAGGUAAAUAUACUUAUCAAGACGAUAUACCUAAAGAAAAAAUGGCUCAAGUUUGUAUGGAAAAUUAUGAUUCACAAUUUUAUUCAAAAACAAAACCAGGUGAUAUAAUAAUAAGUGGUUAUAAUUUUGGUACUGGUUCAAGUAGAGAACAAGCAGCUACUUGUAUAUUAGCAAGAGGUAUUAAUUUAGUAGUUGCAGGAUCAUUUGGUAAUAUUUUCAGUAGAAACUCAAUUAAUAAUGCAUUGCUUACAUUGGAAAUUCCAAAUUUAAUUAAUAAAUUGAGAGAAAAACAUAAAGGUUCUGAUGAAUUAACAAUUCGAACUGGUUGGAUUUUAAAAUGGGAUGUUACUAAAGCAACCGUUGAAGUUAAAGAUAGUGAUGGAAAUGUUGUUUUAAGUCAAAAAGUUGGUGAAUUAGGUACUAAUUUACAAGACAUCAUAGUUAAAGGUGGUUUAGAAGGAUGGGUUAAAUCAGAAUUAAAAAAGUAA